Molecule: messenger RNA, 4118 nt
Organism: Mastomys coucha (southern multimammate mouse)
Lineage: Eukaryota; Metazoa; Chordata; Mammalia; Rodentia; Muridae
Gene: Wipi1
Product: WD repeat domain, phosphoinositide interacting 1
Exons: 13
Coding region: 120-1451 (443 amino acids)
Biological process (GO): autophagy of mitochondrion; protein localization to phagophore assembly site; nucleophagy
Cellular component (GO): extrinsic component of membrane; phagophore assembly site membrane; cytosol
Molecular function (GO): phosphatidylinositol-3,5-bisphosphate binding; phosphatidylinositol-3-phosphate binding; protein binding
Source: RefSeq, a predicted model, not a curated record
GGGUAUGUCUGGGGGCGAGCCCGGGGCGGGACGGACGCCAAGCCGGCCCACUGAGCCGGCGCGGGCGGGCUGCUGAGGUGGCUGUCCCCCGCUCAGCGGCUUCUCGGGUCGAGCCCCCGAUGGAGGCCGAAGCCGCAGAUGCCCCUCCGGGCCGAGUGGAGGCAGCGCUCAGCUGCUUCUCUUUCAACCAAGACUGCACAUCCCUAGCGAUUGGAACCAAGGCCGGUUACAAGCUGUUUUCUCUGAGUUCUGUGGAGCAACUUGACCAAGUCCAUGGAAGCAAUGAAAUCCCUGACGUGUAUAUUGUGGAACGCCUCUUCUCCAGCAGCCUCGUUGUGGUGGUCAGUCACACAAAACCUCGGCAGAUGAACGUGUACCACUUCAAGAAAGGCACUGAGAUCUGUAAUUACAGCUACUCCAGCAACAUUUUGUCUAUUCGGCUGAACCGACAGAGGCUGCUGGUCUGCCUGGAAGAAUCCAUCUAUAUCCACAACAUUAAAGAUAUGAAGCUACUGAAGACCCUUCUGGAUAUCCCCUCAAACCCAACAGGUCUCUGUGCCCUCUCUAUCAACCAUUCCAACUCUUACCUGGCCUAUCCUGGAAGCCAGAGUACAGGCGAGAUUGUUCUCUACGAUGGAAACUCCCUGAAAACAGUGUGCACCAUUGCUGCCCACGAGGGAACACUGGCUGCCAUCACCUUCAACUCCUCGGGCUCCAAGCUAGCAAGUGCGUCUGAAAAAGGCACUGUCAUCCGAGUGUUCUCUGUUCCUGAGGGGCAGAAGCUCUAUGAGUUUCGUCGAGGAAUGAAAAGGUAUGUGACAAUCAGCUCUCUGGUGUUCAGUAUGGACUCUCAGUUCCUUUGUGCCUCCAGCAACACGGAGACCGUGCACAUCUUCAAGUUGGAACACCUGACCGACAGCCGCCCAGAAGAGCCUUCCACCUGGAGCGGCUACAUGGGAAAGAUGUUCAUGGCAGCUACCAACUACCUCCCCGCCCAGGUGUCGGACAUGAUGAACCAGGACAGGGCUUUCGCCACAGGACGCCUGAACUUCUCUGGGCAGAAGAACAUUUGCACCCUGUCCACGAUCCAGAAACUACCGCGGCUGCUAGUGGCCUCCUCUGACGGACACCUUUACAUCUACAACUUGGACCCUCAGGAUGGAGGAGAAUGCGUCUUAAUCAAAACCCACAGCUUGCUUAGCUCAGGAACAACAGAAGAGAACAAAGAAAAUGACCUCAGACCUUCCUUACCUCCAUCUUACGCUGCAACUGUAGCAAGGCCCAGCACAUCCGCAGCCUCCACAGUGCCAGGGUACUCUGAGGAUGGAGGGGCGCUCCGAGGAGAAGUUAUUCCGGAACACGAGUUUGCAACGGGACCAGUGUGUCUUGACGACGAGAAUGAGUUUCCCCCUAUGGAUACAAUGAAUGCCAGGUCAGGACCUGCGGAAUAGACAGGAGUGGCCCUGUGGCCUCUGAGGUGGGUGACGCUCCUUUUCAUGUGACUUUCAGACUGGCUUCGUAGAUUUCAGUUUGAAAUGAACAGUUUUAGACUUUUCUAGGCAAGUUGCCAAAUACAUAGCAAGCAAGUGACAGUUAUGUAUUAAUGGUGCAAAGAAGUAGUUCUUUAAAAAAAAAAAAACUAAUUAUACAUUUGAAGACAGCCGUUGGCCCACUGCCUAACAGUUGCCUUUGGGCUCCGCGAUGCCUCCCUAGAACUAGAGGGAGUUUUUCUGUCUUCUGAAAGUUGUUUACCUAACUAUGUAACUGGUAUUACAUCUUUUAGGGGCCUGAGGACUCUCCGUCAGACUGUGGGUACAAACAUGACCACAGCGUCCUGUUCUGGGAUGGUCAGAUGUUCACUCAGUUCUGUUUUAGCAAUUUUGGUAAAAGCCUGAGGCUGCUGUAGAAGAUUGAUGCCUCACAAGUUGAGUUAGGGUCUUCAGUGUAGACAGGACAGACCUUGCAGCCUCCUUACUUACAGAAUUAGAGGAAUCUGAACAUGGGCAAGUAGGAGGGGUCUCUAACCCUCUGCUAGAGAAAACUCGUCUAAAAUAGUAACCCCAAAUGAGCCAUUUUCCUCGAGGGGAGGAGACUCAGAGAGGCGUAGUUUAAGAACUAGUGUUGACGGGUACGGAUUAAUGAUGGUGUGUUUGCCUAGCCUGUAAGAGGCUCUGAGUUCCAUGCACACACACACAUCCAAAAAUACUAACAUUUAAAUGUGCCUUGAGGCAUCAUGCUCACCUAGACACUGAUAGAAAGCCGGGUACGAACCAGCUGUCCUGUCCCUUUCUUUAGGAGCAAAUUUGUGAAGCUGACUUAAGCUGCAUUUAGAAUUCUUGUCUAGGCUAGGGAAGUGACUAGCUCAGGAGGCAACAGGCACUGGGUUCCAGUCCCAGCUUCAAAAAAAAAAAACAAAAAAACAAAAAAUAAAAGUUGUUGAUGCACAAGAAAUUCUCCCUGCCAGCUAGACAAGUUCCUUGAGUCGUUAAGAGUCCAGCUAGUGUGGGGUAGCCUCUCUGGAUGCCACAGGUGCUAGGUGUUAUGGUGGCUGCCAGGCCAGGCCUGUCCCACAGCCUGCAGGUAGAUGGAGAAGAGGAGCUGAUAUUCAGAGUGAGGUCCUGGUUCAGCAGCGGACAGGCUUCCCUGUCUCCAGGUACAAGGACCAGAGGUGAGAGUGAUGCUGGCUACAGCAUCAAAUGUGCCAUCUCAGCCAUGUCUCUGUAGCUUAAGUGUUCAGCUGGGCUUGCUGGGAAAGCCCCUUUUGCCUUUAUUCUGCAGUGUACGCCUCUUGCAAAUAUUUCCCCAGAAACCAUAUCUUCAUUCACCAUCCUUUAAAAAGCCUGUAAGACUGCAAAAGGAUCUUAAGAGUCUUAGCCUAGCCCAAAUCACUCCCCUUUUGGAUAGUAAUGUCAGGCUCACUGGUAGAGUUGGCCUUUGGGCCUCUGGGCUCUGCCUUAAGCCCAGGAGUCAUCACUAGUUUCCUCUAUAAAGUAGACUGACACUGCCCUCCUAAUACCACUCUCCUUUCUGGGAUUGACUUUGCCUCAAGACCAGCAAGAGAAAAGCAAGUUCGGCAUCUCUGGUCCCCUGGGCAAAGGUCUGAGGAGGGCCAGCAGCUCCUGCUUCCCUAGCGAGCCAGCCUACAAUCUGUGUAUUCUGUGACACUAACGUUAGUUAACAUUGUGAGCAAGAGAACGGCCGACUCAGACCAAGAACAUAACGCUGGCUUUCUGUGUUCUCUUUAGAGUCAUUAAGCAGUCAGUGUUUACAAGUAAGAUGAGCCUUUUUGAAAACCUGCACAUAUGCACACAAGCACACGUGCAUACACCCAGUUUGUAAACAGUAUUGUCGGGAUCUGUGCUAUAGUUAUAUACGCCUUCAUGGGAUGGGUGGAUUUCUCCCAUGGCCAUAAAUAAGGGUCAGUCUGUGGUCAUACAUCAAAGUGCCAAGGGUCUAGACUUCCAUGCUGACCCACCCUAGCACAGACCCCUGGGUAGCCCAGCCUGCCUCCUGAAAUCUCUCCUGAGACGAGUAAGGCCAUAUUCUGUUUUGAUUUUGGUAGAUAAUCUUGUGCCGUGGAAGUCAGAAGGGCAAAACGAAGCAGUCCUGACAAGAAGCCUACCUCAGAAGGCAGGACAACCCCUGUCAGGUGGUUUUGGAGAGAACAAGGAAAGUGGAAGAAACGGAAUGCAAUCAAUGCUGUGGGCAGAGAGGGGAGGGAGGCAGGCAUCCUGGGCGCCUCACCGCCUGAGCCAUAGACCGUGGUUAGCCCCCGACCCAAGCCCCUCAGCCUUGGCUGCCAGUGGGCAAGGAGAAGGCUGGAGUCACACCAUGCAAUUUAAAAGACCUUUAAGCCACAGUGUAAAUGCUAACUAACCAUAUUGGUAUAUAACCGGAAUUUUAUAUUAAAAAGGGCAUCCUUGUCAAAUGUAUGCUGUGUAAAAACAAAAAAAUGUACUUUAUGGGAAACCUCUUAGAAUUGUGUUUCAUGUAUAUUACAGACAUAUAUAGAGAGAGACUAUUUUAGCCAGGCCAAGUAUUUUUGCAGUGAUUGGAAUAAAUCAUUUAUUACCUUGGAGUCCCAUUCGGGACACUAAUUAAAUAAAAUCAUGGCAAUG